AUGUCUCCGAAGAAAGGCAAAACCACAAAAUCGUCCUUAAAAAAAGCAGGAACGAUGGCGACGACCGUAGCAGCUGGUACAGAUUUUUUAAAACGAACAUGGGGCGAAGACCAAUUAAAUAAAGUCAACGCUAUUCUUGAUGCACGCGAUGAAACAUCUUCUGCCUCAACAUCCAAAGCGAAAGCAAAACCAAAGCUUUCAAAAGCAAGAACUAUGCAAAACACAGCUAAAGAAGCAAAAGAUUUACUUGGUCAACAAAUCCUUGGCGAUACACGUCAAGAAACUAAACGCCGACAAGCAUCAGCUUCAGCUAAGAAACCGGCUGCUAAAGCAAAGAAAGCCAAACCUGCUCGUAAACCUGCAUUAAAACGGCUUGGUACAAUGGCUAAAACAGCCAAAGAAGGUAAAGCGUAUGUAAAACGAACGACCAAGAAAGCGACAGGACGUGGAACGAAGAAAUCUAAGAAAUAA
This is a messenger RNA of Adineta ricciae, 471 nucleotides long. Lineage: Eukaryota; Metazoa; Rotifera; Eurotatoria; Adinetida; Adinetidae. The record is from the annotation of a GenBank genome assembly.